This is a messenger RNA of Lutzomyia longipalpis, 3464 nucleotides long. Its product is annotated as LIM domain transcription factor LMO4. The record is from RefSeq and is a predicted model, not a curated record. Lineage: Eukaryota; Metazoa; Arthropoda; Insecta; Diptera; Psychodidae. The coding region runs from base 1251 to 1937 and encodes 228 amino acids. The transcript is spliced from 6 exons.
GUUUCAAUUGAUGAGUCAGAGAGUGUGCUGGUGCCGAGCGGGAGCCGCACAUGCCUAAUUAACCUAUACUUUACCCCCAAAAUAACAAGUGAGACAGUUGUGCCCCAGACCGUGGGUGUUUUGUGUGAUUUAAGCACUGAUUUGGGUAGCGCUGGUUGUGUUUGGGCGAAAUCGCACUGAGUUUGUUUACCCCUCAAUUGCCACGGCAAUACCUCAACCUCGGUUCGUCUUUUCGAAUUAAUGGUCCUUGAACCUAGUGCAGUGUGCUGAGAAUCCGAAAAAAAAAUUCAAACAACUAGCAACGCUGCAGACAGAGCUUGGCGAUUUACUUCAACGCCACUUGUGCUUGGUCAACAAGAGUAGCAGCCUGUGGGAUCCUGGUAGUUCGUAGUUUAAUAUCCUCCCCGGCACGAGGAGUGUGGGUUUCAAGCAAGGAUUGAAUGAAUCAAAAUAUGCAGUGAUACCCACUACUUGGGUUUGAUAUUAUGUGAUGUUCAAGUGUAUCCAAUCUAUCUACUUUCCAUGUGGUGCAAAUGGCAUGGAUUUUCCAACAGAUUCCUUUUGAGUGAGAAAAUUGGAAAAGGGAUUCCACAGUUGUUCGAUUGAAUUUCAUCAAUUGAGAACCACAGAAGUGCCACAUUGUCGUUGUGUGCGAGUGAAGCUGAGUAGAAGGGGGCUAGGACCUAAAUAAUUCAAUUGAUUUCGAUAUAAAACCUGAUAUAUAUAUACAGCGUGUUAACCCAGACACCGACGUCCAUCGAACAUCUCAAGUGAAGAGAAGAGAGAAGGGAACAUUUAGAAAUCCACAUAUAUAUGUAACGGCAGAGACGGCAAAGGUAAUACCAAGCGUUCAAAUUACAAUGAGAAACGAUCCAAUAGACACAAUUCGUCAAUAAAUUUUACGUGCCAUCAAGGAAAAAUCAUCGAUUUAAUAUAAUUCAAUUUUUCUGAAAUAAUCUAGUAUUGAAAGUAAAGUUCUGUAGUUGUUUGGGGUGUACGAUUAAGUGAGGAGAGACUUUUUGGACAUAAGUUUUGGUGAAUUCAGUGAGUGUUGUAUAAAUUCACUUUUUGAGCAAACAACUGACUAUAAGUGAUCCAUAUUGGCGCCGAUUAGGGGUAGCCUUAGCAAUCGUCCCAACACCGCAACCGUUGUUGAAUCUCUCCGUCUGUUGCCGCCAGCGGCUACAGCACCCACCUUUUCCACGGGCGACGGCAAUAGAAAAUCCGUCAAACUGGCCGCGUCUAUAGCAAUGAACCCGCACUACCAUCCGUACUCGGAGCUGUCUUCACCACAUCCCCCCAGUCCGGAUAACAACAACUUCCCGCCAUUGGCCGGUGGUCAUCACCACAAUGGCCAUGGCCCCUUCAUGUCCAUGGAGGGGCAGCAGGGAUUCCAUCAAAUGAACAACAAUAUCGGACCUAUCAAACACUGUGGUGGCUGCGGGGGUAAAAUCGUGGAAAGAUUCUUCUUGCAUGCACUUGACAAAUACUGGCACAACUCCUGCCUCAAAUGUUCCUGCUGCGGUGCAAUGCUGGCCGACCUUGGGACCAGCUGCUUCACGAGAGCCGGGAUGAUUCUGUGCAAGGCUGACUACUCCAGAAUGUUUGGAAUGUCAGGAGCGUGCAGUGCAUGCGGACAAACAAUCCAAGCCAACGAAUUGGUGAUGCGACCUUCGCAACUUAGUAAUAAUCAAGCGGUGGGCAAUCCUAACCAAAACCUACAGAGUCAGGUGCAACACCAGGUGUUUCAUCCCAAGUGUUUUGCAUGUUCAAAAUGUCAAGUGCAGUUAAUGCCUGGCGACCGGUAUUACAUGCUUAAUGGCAACUUGGUGUGCGAACAGGACUGGCAGAAGAUUAUAAAGAACACAGGUGCAAGUACGGGUACACCCCCAAUCCGGAAGGGCAAGGUGGGCAGACCUAGGAGAUCCAGAGACUGAGAGGCUCCGCGUCUGGGACGGCCGCCCAAGAUAAAAAAGGAGGAGGAGGCCAAAUUGCUGCUCACAGCGCCCACCAUACGAACUGAUGAAACUGACUUUGUACGCAGCCAUGCCGCAGCAAGUGUGCCGCCGCCGCCGUCCGCCACGUCCCAGCCCAACGAACAUCUCUACAGUAGCCUCUAUGGGCGCGAGAUGGAGCUCAUGAAGAAGAUGAUUAAGAGUGAAUGCGGUCUGGAGGGUGGACCAUUUGUGCAACCACCCCAUGCCGCCACGUAUGGCUAUCACCAAAUGCGCGGCGGCUAUGCGCCGCCAGUUGCCGUACCACCGCACUUCUAUCCACCCGAAAUUGAUGUGGGUGGGAAAUUCUAUCAUCCACCACCAGGACAACGCUUCCCAGCUCCAAAUAUGGCGUGCAAAAUGGAAAAAGAGGACGCCGCUUUCCAUGGGUUUAUGCAUCCUUUUGGCGGCGGCGACAGACAGCGCUUGGCGCAGGGGCUCCUGAAGCCAGUCUAUGAAAUGGAAAAAUUGCCUCCAGCCCAUCAGGAGACAAUGACUUUACCAUCGCCGAAAGUUUUUGCAGGGUCAUUUGAGAUGAGCAGCGGCGGCGGCGGCGGCGGGUGCCCCAAUAGUGAGCCACUCCACACCAACUUCAAGCAAGUGUCCAGCAAGUCAGUUAGUGAUAGUGAUAAGAGAGACAAGCAAGAGGACAAUAAUGGGAAGGGUUUCGCAAAGGGGGGCAAAGCUGACGCGGGCAGCCCCUUCGUGAAUAGUGGCAGUGAUAUUGGUGGAGCCGGGGCUGGCGGUGGUGACUUCUGCGGCUCGCACCACCAGCCCCAGCUCAGUGGUGACGAGAGCAAUGGUGAUGACGCAUUUACCACAUUGUAAUUAAAUUAAUGAGCAAGUGGCAUGAGUUCGUGCUCCUCGGUGGAGCAGCCAAAUGGAGGGCGAUUCCUCAUUUUGUCCUCCCACACCUUUUUGCCCCAUGGAAAGGCGCAUGGGGACUAAAUGAGUGACACAAUGCAUAAGAAUCUUCUAAUUAUGUGUACAAUAGAAUUUGAAGAGAGAAAGAGAAGAAACACAAUUCACCUCAUUUUUCCUUCAUAGCGCUCUUCUCCCUCCUCCUCCUGUGCAACUUUCUCCACCCGUCUCCUUUUUCCCUGUGCGCAAAAGGCCAAGGUGAACUCCUUGAGGUGAGCAAAGAAGAAGAAAAAAGACAGACUUAAAGUUGUUUUCGUUUUUUUUUAAAAUCCUUUUAGUACUCUAAAAAAUGAUUUUUUGUAUACUUGUAAUAAGUGUUGAAUGAUGAGGAAAAAAAACUUAAUUGUCAGUGGAAAAUGAUAGCGAAUUUGUGAGAUGAACUCUUUAAAUGUGAAAAAAAAUGAUAUUGAAGAAGUAUAAAAUUACACCAACCAUUAAUUACGUCAUAAGCAAUUUGACUAUUAUUAAUUAUAAUCACACACAUACCUUGUAAAUUAUAAUUAUAAAAAUAAAUAUAUUUAAAUGAAUUUAAGAGAAUUAAAAGAAAAA